Pollicipes pollicipes is the source of this 893-nucleotide messenger RNA. Its product is annotated as putative RNA-binding protein EIF1AD. Gene Ontology annotation, biological process: translational initiation. Gene Ontology annotation, cellular component: nucleus. The coding region runs from base 155 to 709 and encodes 184 amino acids. The record is from RefSeq and is a predicted model, not a curated record. The transcript is spliced from 2 exons. NCBI's taxonomy places the organism in Eukaryota, Metazoa, Arthropoda, Thecostraca, Pollicipedomorpha, Pollicipedidae. Gene Ontology annotation, molecular function: translation initiation factor activity; RNA binding.
AGUUUCUGGAGAGCCACGGCAAGGAGGGGACAGCCGGGGUACGCACCCAGUGCAGUGGCCUGGCGAUAAUUGUGGUCUCGCUUCCACGGUAGUAUAUAUCUCGCCUGGGCGUUUAACACCUACUCCACAUUUUUCACAGGCGGCGCACGGCGUCAUGUCGUCCAAGACCAAGCGCAAGUACGUGUACCAGGAGCACCUGGGCGCCGCGCCGACGCCCAGCGGCGGCCAGACGAUCGGGCGCGUGCUGCAGGCGCGCGGCAACAACCUGCACCAGGUGGAGGACGCGGCCGGCCACGUCUACCUGGCCAGCAUGCCGCCCAAGUUCCGGCGCAACAUCUGGGUGCGGCGCGGCACCUUCCUGCUGCUGGAGCCCAUCGCCGAGGGCGACAAGGUGCGCGCCGAGGUGGCGCACGUUCUGUCGCGCGAGCACGUGACCGAGCUGCGUCACGCCGGCGUCUGGCCGGCCCGCUUCGCCGAGCGGGAGGCGGCGGCGACCGGUGACGUCGCGGCGGCGACGGAGGACAUGGAGCGGCUCGGCCUCGGGGGCAACCCCAACCGGCCGCCACCGCCGCCGCCGGAGUCGGACGACUCGGACGACUCGGACGACUCGAACGACUCGAACGACUCGAACGACUCGGACGGCUCCGACGACGCGGAGUCGGAGUCGGACGGCGACGCUGACCGCAGCAGCAGCGAGAGCGGCUCGUGACGCGGGCGGUACGGGCUGAAGCGCCGCUCGUGCGCCUGCAUUGCGAGGGAGCCGUGCCAGCGGCUCUGCCCCGGGUUGGGUUAGCGUGACACUGCCCCGGGGACGGCGCAGGGGCAGGCUGCCGCCGGACGACCCCGCCGCACGGAACAGACCGUGCUGGGGACGCCGGUGACCCGUGGGGGGG